AUGCCCACGCCACUAGACAAUGCCAUGAAAUCCAGGUCCGGCGCUCAUUGUGUCGCAGCAUUCGGCGGGCUGGUGACGGCCGUAGCUGUCUGGGCCAUAUACGGCGGAGACAUGUUCCCUGCUGGCCCGGACCCGACAGGCGCCCCAGAAGAUUGGACCAGAGAGGAGAUGAGGAGAUGGUUGGCCGCGAGAAACCUGUUCCCUCACGACAAUGACACACGAGAGGAGCUUCUGGCACGAGUUUUGGCCAAUAUGAGAGCUCCGAGGCGGUAG
Molecule: messenger RNA, 273 nt
Organism: Colletotrichum higginsianum IMI 349063
Lineage: Eukaryota; Fungi; Ascomycota; Sordariomycetes; Glomerellales; Glomerellaceae
Exons: 3
Coding region: 1-273 (90 amino acids)
Source: RefSeq, a predicted model, not a curated record